CCUUGCCUAGAUAAAUUAUAUUUCCAUUUUCGAACAAAUAACUUACCAACAUGUCACUUCAUAAAAAAGUUAAUGACCGCAAGAUUGUGAAACCAAGUCCGAAUAAGACUAAGAAGAAUCCAUCAGCCAUCAUCUCGAUCCUCUGUCCAGAUGGCGAUAAGCCCAAGAAGGAAGCCAAGCCCAAGAAGAAAUCCGGGUCGGAAGAAUAUCAGGCCAAGGAAUGUCCCCGAACGAAAAGCUUCAAGCCACCAGAAGAGCGGCGAAUAUAUCUGGAGCAGGAGGUGGUUCCCAUUCUGAUGGAGGGCAUGUUGGGAUUGGCCCGCGAAAUGCCCCGCGAUCCCAUCGGUUAUCUGCAGAAGUUUUGGCUUGACGACAAGCACAAGUGUGACAUUCCAUUGCCGCAGAAUAUUCUCUAACUUAUAGCUCUGAUGUAACCCAAUCAAAUUUCAAAUUGUCAGCUAAUUAAAUGUUUCUGAUUCGACUUUAAGCUUA
Messenger RNA from Drosophila mauritiana, 492 nucleotides. RefSeq lists its product as uncharacterized. The record is from RefSeq and is a predicted model, not a curated record. Gene Ontology annotation, cellular component: Set1C/COMPASS complex. The transcript has a single exon. The coding region runs from base 51 to 416 and encodes 121 amino acids. Lineage: Eukaryota; Metazoa; Arthropoda; Insecta; Diptera; Drosophilidae.